Nicotiana attenuata is the source of this 2930-nucleotide messenger RNA. RefSeq lists its product as uncharacterized. Bases 442 to 2670 code for a protein of 742 amino acids. The record is from RefSeq and is a predicted model, not a curated record. The transcript has 4 exons. Lineage: Eukaryota; Viridiplantae; Streptophyta; Magnoliopsida; Solanales; Solanaceae.
AGAAAAAUUCAAGCAAAGAUAAGACCCCAAAGUGUUGACAAAUGGCCCAUCACUCUCUCUCUCUCUCUUCCUAUGUAAGUUAACUAUUUUCUUCUCUCUUUACAAUACAAAGAAGAAGAUGAGAGAGAGCUAAAAGACUGAAGAGUGGUCCCAGCAGAUCCAGAAAACGCCAUUUCCUUUCCAGUCCCACAUUUUGCUGUGUUUGGUUGACGACAAUGGAAAUGGACUUUCGGUAGCAUCUCUUUCUUGGCUUUUCCUAUAAGCCUCCUCAUGAUUUUCUGAUAUUAUUUCAGCUCUAUCUUCACUCUUCACCUAUAAUGGGUUUUCAUCCGAUUUCUUUUAGCUUUGAGCUUGGCUGGAGCUAGUCCAUCUCUUUCUGUGUUUUUUUUAAUCUUUUAGCUGAGUCCAUUUCGAGGAAUUUCUCUCUGGGUGGGGAGAAAAAUGCAGUGUGCAAGCUAUCUCCCAGGAUAUUACCCUCCAAAAGAUCUUAAUGGGAGCGUUACUGGUAAUUCAUGGUCUCUACCACACAAUGAUAUCACGUGGAACGGUGCCAGAGGCUUCUAUGCUUUCUUGCCUCCAUUUACGGUGGACCAGAACGUAGAAUUAGUUCAUCAAAAGGAAAUAUUGAAGCAGACGAUACUCAAGCAUGAAGCAAUAUUUAGAUAUCAGGUCAAUGAACUACAUCGCGUAUAUAGAAGACAAAGGGAGUUGAUGGAUGAGAUUAGAAGGAGAAAGCUAGUGGAGGAUCAUUUACACUUGCAAGCAUCAGAGUCGAAGUCUUUUAUGUCACAGUUAAGGUCUGAAAUCUCCCAGAAAACCGAGUGGCCUCUGGUUGACCUCACUAGCAUUGAGCCAUCUGCACUACAUAGAGAAAUGUUUCAAGCUUCUUCAAAUUCUAUUUCUGGUCAGAUAGUGCAACCAGGUGCUGACUUGUUGACGGAACAAAAUCUUAGAAAAGAUUGGAAAAAAUCAUCCUCCAUAAGCAGUGCGUCAAGGAAGAGAACAUUCGAUCUUGAACUUCCAGCUGAAGAAUACGUUGAUAUUGAAGACAGAGAACAAUGUGUGGAGGAAAGUCCUGUUCAAGGGCCCAAUAUUCUGAUUUCAGAGCUUCAACCUCAACAUAGUUCAAAAGUCAACUUUGUUAAUCCUGGAGAUUCUUUAAUUUCUAACUCAACUCCUAGGGGUACCUUUCUUUUGUUUGACCUGAAUGAACCAAUACAGACCGAUGAGACAGGGUGUCCAAAUUCUGCACUUGAAUCUAACUCAGAUCAGGAUCUAUCUGGAACAGCGCACGCAGAAUGCUCAACUCUGAAGAAAGAAGCUACAGGGGGAGAUGUAAGCAACCUGAAUUCUUCUGAUGAAGUUUCUUCUGUUGAGAGAACACGUCUUCAAUGUAAUCAAACAGCAAGUUCACCUCCAAGAUUUGUAGACAAGAGUCGUAAUGGAACCAAAACUAACAAAUCAUUGCUAGUUUCUCCACGGAAAAAAAUUAAGGAGAUACCCUUCGCAGUGCAAGCUCUUCCAUGCUUUAUUACUAAUGCAUCACUCAGUAAGAGUCCUAAAUCUUCUGUUGGGAAUUCUGGUCUCACUGGAAAGAAGAGUGAUCUGUACAACAGUAGUGCUUCUAGUCCAACUUCUGGUGCAUCAGGCUCUUGCUUGAUGAAAUGUGGUGAUAAUGACCCUACAUCUGGACGGACUGAUGCUGUUAAGUUAUCAAAGAUUCCAGAUAGCAUGAAUUCAGUGAAGGGUAUGGACUUGAAUUUCACACCUUCUGCCGAUUUGUCUGAUGAUCAGUUUUCCGCCCCUACCUCCAAUAUUUCACAUCUGAAUCUCCCUGAAGGCAGAGAAAGAGAGAUUUGUGAAAAAUCUGUUCUUCUUGACUGUAUCCUGAGUCCUGAUUCUGCACUCAAAUCUAGAAAAACUACAACUAAUUCCACUACCUGCCUCAAGGAAGAAACUUUAUUAUCACCUGAUCACAGUGAAGCAACAAUGACUAGUGUAGACAGAGAUUUGGAAGCUCCUGUAAGCCCCGAAAACAAGGAAUGUUCUCCACCUAGAGGGGACUCUCUGGACAAUCCAAUCGGUACAUCUGCUCAGUGGUCUAAAAGAAACCGUAUGAGUGAUUACACUGGGGAAACUGACAGGGCUGCAGCAGAGACACUACUUUUUAUUUCAUCAUUUGCUGUCAAGGCACGCUCAAAGACUCUCACCGGUGAACCAUCUGAAGCCUCUCAUGACUCUCUGGGAUGGCUUGCUGAUAUUGCAACUUCUUUGGCAAGUAAUCUAGAAAAUGAGGUUGGAUCGCGUAGUAGGGCAAGGAGCAGCCGACCAAGGAGGAGAAAGUAUCAGAGAGUCCUUCAAACAGAAGUGCUACCUGCUGCUGCCUCUGUCCCUCUGCAUCAGUUGAAUGAAGAUCUUCUGACCAUUGGAGGUCUAAAGUUACCUGCAAAUGCUGCAUCUGAAUCAGGUCCAUGUAGGAAAACUCUGCGUAAGACUAGUUCGAGAUGUAGGAAAUGGUCCCAUAUUGGGGGGAGAACAACUUGCUCACUGUUACAUCCAAAUUCUAGUAAUAACAAACUGGGCAUUACAGAGAGAUUUUGGAAAGGCUGGGGAGUAACUAAAGGGCGCCAAAACGGUCGGAGAGCUCGUUCUAUCUCCACUUUUAGCUGAUGAUUAUUUGAGAGAGUAUUUUUUGACUCAUGGAUAUAUUAUAUGGUGCGCAAAGUUGAUUCAUAGGAGUGAUUUAGUCAGAGGCUUUUUUGCUCUUGGAGAAUUGUAUGUACAGGUAGUAGGCCAAAUUCGUAUAGUAUACUUAUUUUUGGGUCCAAUACGGAACUGCUCAUGUUUGUGGUUAACAAUGACAGUGACAAAGAUAACAAUAUUUUGUUGUUAGUUUAAUAGACCUUUUGGCUUUUGCCAUCUUUCAUGAA